AUGCACUUUGAGGCUUUCGUACGACCGCAGGCAGAUCUUCGGAUAGAGGCCGAUAACUUGGAUAUCUUCAAUGACAACUUCCCCUACCGCCGCACCGGUAGAGGGCACCGCGUCGUCUUCCCCGAGGUCUUGCGACCGUAUGUCACCAAGGAGCUGCUCGUCGAGUCACUGGAGGAAGGGGUCCCUUUGCAAGCGGUCCUUGGCCAGGCACAAAGGGCCAAGCGAGAUGGCACGAUGACGCCAGGGGCCUUGUUGAACGUACCCCUGGAUCAACUUCGCGACGAGGUGGGAGGACUCUGCAUGGAUGUGUUUCUGAAGAUGCUAUUCAAGGAUAAUUUCAUCCAUGCCGAUCUCCAUCCGGGAAAUAUCCACUUCCACAGGCGUCGAGUUGGCACCGAAUCGGGCCCGUUGCAGGCGGAGCUUGUGAUUUUUGAUGCCGGCUUGGCUGUGCAAAUGUCUGUGCAGGACCGCCGAAACUUUAUCGAUGUAUUCUAUGCACUGACGACAAAUGAUGGAAAACGAGCUGCGCAACUGAUGGUUGAACGAACACCCGGUGAUCGUUCCCUUGUGCGUGAUGAGGCUCACUUUGUGGCAGAGGUUGGCAGGCUUGUGAGCCAAGUCUGUGGCAUGGGCUUCGCUCUUGGGAAGGUGCGCUUGGGGGAAUGCUUUGGGCAGCUUCUUUCGCUUGCUUGUGAGCACCGGGUGAAGCUGGAAACCAGCUUUGUGACAGUAGCGACCAGCAUAAUCGUGCUCGAGGGCGUGGGACGACAACUAAGUCCCAUCGUGGAUCUUGCUGCUGCAGCCAGGCCGAUGCUUGCUGAAGCAGUCUCAAACCGGUGGAAUGGCUGA
Symbiodinium natans is the source of this 849-nucleotide messenger RNA. The record is from the annotation of a GenBank genome assembly. NCBI's taxonomy places the organism in Eukaryota, Dinophyceae, Suessiales, Symbiodiniaceae.